AUGGUGGUUCCGUCGGCAAGGGGUGCCGCACCCCAACAAAACGCGUCAGGGGUAGCGAAGCUAUUCACGUUUAAAGGGAUAGAAAAUCUCCCACCAAGCGAGUCAACACGCAGGAAAAAACGACUCAGAAAUCGAACCAGCCUGGGAGAUGAUGCAACAGAGAUUUUCGAAACCACAGCUCCCAAGGAGAGCAACGGACGCGUCACCACCCAGGAACUCCGACACUUGAUCGAAGACCUGACGGAGGUCAUCAACGACCAAUCAAACGUUAUCAGAGAAAUUAAAGCCGACCAGCAGGUGCUUAAGACACAAAAUGUCGAACUACAGGAACAGGUCCAGUCCCUUCGGGAACAACUCGAAACGAUCUCAACCAGGACCCCAGCGAGAACAUGGGCCGAGGUAGCAACCGACGCGGACCGACAAGACCCGACCGAGUCAACCAAGCGACCAUGGAAAGAGCCCAACUGUGUCAGAAUUAGCACUCGACGUACACCCGAAAAUGAUGACAGUGAAAACAGCGGGCUCCAAAGGUACCUGCCCACGGACAUGGCCAACGCGAAGAUCCGAUCGGCGCUGUUGAGCGCAGACACCACCAAGGACGCACAAGUGGCUGGAAUCGGCACUACCAAAACUGGGUACAUGAGUAGGUUCAGAGACGCCCAGUCAGCCGAGAUGGCUCGGAACAACACAACAUGGCUUGAAGAGCUGGGAAACGAAACCAAGCUGGUAAAACCCCGGUUUGGCAUCGUGGUCCACCGAAUGCCAACAGAAGACUUCGACCUCGACAGAGAAAAGAAACAGGGAAUCGAGAAGAUCAUGAUAGAGAAUGAACUUGAAGAGAAGGGGUUCGAGAUCACGGAUAUCGCAUGGCUAAGGAAGAAAGACCGACCACUGGGAAGGUCUGCAUCCAUGGGUAUCUGGUUCAACACACCCGAAGCAGCAGAGUGGACCAGAAAAGAAGGCCUGCUAGUUGGCCAAAGAUAUAUUGGCAGUGUGGAGCCCUAUAAGGUUGAAAAGAAGAGAUGUUACCGCUGCCAGGGAUUUGGCCAUCUGGCCUGGUCAUGCAAUGAACAGGUGAAAUGUGGUCACUGUAGUGGCCAGCAUGAUCGGCGCCACUGCCCCCCAGGAAUAGGACCGAAGUGUGCGGACUGUAAUGGGGAUCAUCCUACUGGUGAUCGAAGGUGCCGAACAGCUCAAAACCCGAGCUCCUCUCAAUAA
Aspergillus calidoustus is the source of this 1218-nucleotide messenger RNA. NCBI's taxonomy places the organism in Eukaryota, Fungi, Ascomycota, Eurotiomycetes, Eurotiales, Aspergillaceae. The record is from the annotation of a GenBank genome assembly.